Messenger RNA from Mytilus trossulus (common blue mussel), 2547 nucleotides. RefSeq names its product long-chain fatty acid transport protein 2-like. The transcript has 11 exons. Gene Ontology annotation, molecular function: long-chain fatty acid transmembrane transporter activity; long-chain fatty acid-CoA ligase activity. The coding region runs from base 238 to 2115 and encodes 625 amino acids. Lineage: Eukaryota; Metazoa; Mollusca; Bivalvia; Mytilida; Mytilidae. The record is from RefSeq and is a predicted model, not a curated record.
GUCCUAGAAAAGGGGGCGUGCUUUCAAAAAGUAAAUAUGAAAAUUCUAGUCACAUAGAGUUCUACUCACUGAGGGCAAGGCACUAAGGCGUUAAUACACAAACAAUAUAUAUUAAAGUUACCAAGACAUCAUAUAACUAUUUUACAGUUAAUCAUGAGAUGAGGUCAUAAUGUAGGACGUGAAAGAUAGUAUAAUUGCUUAUGGUAAAAUAAAUACAGACACAGCUAAGGAUUGACAAUGCCGCCAACAGGAAAAGAGGCAGCUUUGUUGGGAGUAGGAGGAAUAGUAGGGGUAUCAUUGGCGGCCUGGAGAACUAUGUUCCCAUGGAUUGGCUAUGAUUUACCAAUAUUGAAACUAGGAAGAAAAUAUGGAAAGAAAACAAUGACAGAUGCACUAAGUGGAAACUUUCUUGUUGAUCUUUUUGAAAUCUCUGCAAAAAAUAAUCCAAAAAAGCCAUUUAUAAUAUUUCAAGAUAGAAUUUUUACCUAUGAGUUUAUGAAUGAACAGGCAUGUAGAGUUGCCAAUAUAGCUUUACAGAUGGGAUUGAAGCUAGGAGAUACUGUUGCUAUUCUUGUAUCAAAUGAACCAGCAUUUGUUUGGACAUUUCUGGGUUUGCAGAAAAUUGGAGUUGCCGUUGCUUUGCUGAACACAAAUAACAAACAUAAGCCAUUACUACAUUCCAUAGAAAUCAGUGAAGCUAAAGUACUGAUUGUUGGUCAAGGAAGUGAUCUGUUUCAUAAUGUUGACGAUAUAAAACAGGAACUGCCCAUCCCAGUCUACCUAAUGGGAACAGGGAUAGGAGAAGCACCAGUAGGGUACCAGUCAUGGGACCAGUUGAUGUUAUCCGCUCCCCAUGUAGAGAUAAGCCGUACGGUGAGAUCAGCGAUGAAUCUAAUAACUCCCUGCUGUUACAUCUACACCUCAGGAACUACUGGUCUACCAAAGCCAGCUAUAAUAAACCAAACAAAAGCUAUAGGAAUGAGCAAGUUUUUAUACCUUGGUGGACUGGAACAUGAUGAUAUAGUGUAUACUGUUACCCCUCUCUAUCACAGUGCUGCUAUACUAGCCUUGUUUACAACCAUGGAUUGUGGUAGUACAAUGUUACUGCGGACAAAGUUUUCUGCUCAUCAUUAUUUUGAGGACUGUAGAAGACACAAUGUCACAGUCAUUCAGUAUAUAGGAGAACUUUGUAGAUAUCUACUAGCUGUACCUGAGCAUCCAAAAGAUAAAGUCCAUAAGAUAAAGGUAGCUUUGGGCAAUGGACUUAGGAAAGACAUUUGGGAGAAGUUUAGGGAUAGAUUUAAUAUACCACAAAUUGUAGAAUUUUUUGGUGCCUCAGAAGGAACAGCUGCUACAUUCAACGUUAACGGUAGAGUUGGUGCUUGUGGAAGACUUUCUCCACUUCUUUCCAAACUACAUCCCUCUGGAAUGGCUAUUAUUAAAUAUGAUCGUUUGAAAGAUGCUCCAUACAGGGAUAAGAAUAACAGAUGUCUUCCUGUGGAAUUUGAUGAACCAGGAUUGUUUAUAGCAGGAAUACCAGAAUAUUAUAAAGAUAAAUUCUACAAAGGUCCUCAAGAAGUAAAUGAGAAGAAAGUCCUGAGAAAUGUGUUUAAAGAUGGUGACUCAUUCUUUAACUUUGGUGAUUUGAUGUACAUGGACAAAGAUUACUUUAUUUACUUUCAAGACAGAGUUGGGGAUACAUUCAGAUGGAAAGGAGAGAAUGUGUCCACCAAUGAAGUAGCCAAUAUUAUAACUUUCAUGGACUUCAUUCACGAUGCUAAUGUUUAUGGUGUUACUGUUCCAGGUCAUGAUGGAAGAGCAGGCAUGGCAGCAUUGCAUUUAAAUGAAAAUGAAAAGUUAACUACAGAAAGACUGAAACAAAUUCAUGACCAUUGUUCUGAAAAUCUACCUAGUUAUGCCAGACCACUGUUUCUACGAUUGGAGGAACAAACAAGAGUCACAGUGACCUUCAAACAACACAAGGUUGACCUUGUCAAGGAAGGUUAUGACCCUAGGAUCAUAUCUGAGCCAUUGUAUUAUUUGUCAAAUGAAGCUAAGACUUAUGUCCCAUUAGAUGCCAGCAGUUUUGGAAGUGUGCUCAAAUCAAGGCUUUGAUAUAUAUAAUUUACUGAACAAAAGUUGUUUAAGUGCUAUUAAUCAGGAAGUAGAUUAUUUUGAAUAUUAAGCUUUAUAAUGAACAGUCAUGUUGUAAGGGUAAAGUUCUUGGAUAUGUUUUAUUUUUUUAAUAAUAAGCUAUACAAUGUAUAAUGAAUGGUCCUCUUGUAAGGGAAAAGUUCUUGUGUUUUGAGAAUUUUGUAAAAAGAAAUCAAUUGUGUUGUUAAUUGAUGUAGUUCAGGAAUUAUAUUUUUAUUAAUUUUUAUAAUAUGACUAUAGGUGAGUCUUGCAAUAAUACCUUGCAUAAUGAUAUCUGAUACAUAUAUCUGUAUGGUGCUUUACCUGAAACAACAUUGCUUAAUACUAUCACAAAUUUGGUCAAUAUUGAAAAAUCACAACGAUAAAUACACACAAUAGUUUAUUAAUAUACAA